AUGGCAUUUUCAAUUGGAAGUGAUUUCAGUACCUCAUUUACACAGGACUCCGGUGAAGUUAAAGAAAUGUUUUGUGAGGUUUGUGAUAAACAUGACAAGAAAUAUGUACCUGCUAAAGGAUUUUGUGUGGAAUGUUUUGAGUAUUUGUGUGGGACUUGUCUAAAAUACCAUAAAAUAUAUAUGAAAUCCCACACCAUAAAAGAUAAGGAUAACAUGCCAAAGGAUUUCUGUAUAGCGAAAUGUUCUGUUCAUCAAGAUGAACUGAUCAAGUUCUAUUGUCAAGAUUGUAAGAAAGUUGCAUGUACUGAAUGCAAGAGUCAGGACCAUGGAAAGUGUAGUAUAGUCUGCCAUUUACCAGCUCUUGUUCCAGGGAUUGAAAAUAGCCAAGAAUUUAAAAAACUCACUAAAAAUCUUGAUGAGUUAAUGAAAGAUUUGGAAAAUACAGCAGAGCAAGUGAACAUAAACAUGAAAUAUGUCGCUUCACAAGAAACAAAGAUUUUAGAUACAGUCAUGAAAAAAAAGAAAGAAAUAUUGUCAGUGUUUGAACAACAUCACACAGAUAUAAUUCAAAACUUUGAGAAAAAAAUAGAAGAAACCUUACAAAAACUUGAAGAAGAGAAAAAAAAGAAAAUUAAAAAAUUACAAGAAAAUCAAAGGAAAUUAGAAAAGGUAUUAAAUGAUAUGGAAAAAGAAAUUAAGAGGAAAAUUGAAAUCAUAAAGAAGAAUGACAAGAAAGUUUUACAGAAAGUCAUUGAAGAAACCUCCAAAAUGAAAACAAAACUAAACAGCAUAUCAACAGAGUUGGUGCAUCAUCAAGGUACUACAGAUCAAAGAUGUCAACUGUUUGUUGUUAUGAAGAAGGGACAGGAAAUCAUUGAUCAAUUGAAACCAGAUGCAGAAAAACAAAGUAACAACAAUUCAAUUCAUUAUUACAAGGUAGAAUGCAAAGAUUCUGAACAAAAUAUAACCAAUUUACAAGACUGUCACAAAUUUUUCACCUAUAAAGAAAAACAUGAAUCUGAAGUACAAAGAACUGCAAGUUAUUACACAGAUAUUAAAUUCAGAUGUGACAUCCCGUCAUCUUUAUGUUUAUUAUCUGAAAACUGUCUUCUGGUUACUAAUUAUACUUCUUGUAAGCUGAUUUUAUUCAAGGAUUUGUCAGUCAGCAUGUCAUCAUCUGAUACAAUAGACCUGCCUUCCAACCCAUGGGUUGUUGCUAAAGUUGGCAAUAACAAAGUUGCUGUCACAUUUCCAAGAUCUGAAAUUAUAAGUCUGAUAACAUUUUCUAAGUGUAUGACAGUGACCAACAUUGAAGAUAUAAAAGUAGGAGAAUGUUGUCAUGGUGUUGCCUAUAGUAACAAAAAACUUAUAGUACCAUUCACAGACAGUCCAGCAAGAGUGAAGAUACUUGACAUGUCUGGUAAGGUAUUGAAAAUAUUAAUUAAAGAUCAGCAUGGGACAUGUCUGUUUGCUGAUCCUCAUUACUUAACAGUCAGUGCAGACAACACAGUUAUAUUUGUAUCUGACUUUAGGAAAAACUGUGUGACAGGUUUAACAUUUGAUGGAAAUGUCAAGGCCAUUUAUGAGGAUGACCAGCUGAAUAAACCAUAUCAACUGACAGUAGAUAGGUCUGGAGCAGUGUUUGUAUGUGGAUUUGGGACAAACAAUACACAUCAAUUAUCACCUGACCUAACCAAGGUGAAGAUUCUACUGGAUAUAGAACAAGGAAUAUAUGGACCAGUAGGUGUGGCAUACUGCAAGAAUACAAAAAGAAUAUUAACUAUGUGA
Messenger RNA from Ruditapes philippinarum (Manila clam), 1788 nucleotides. RefSeq lists its product as uncharacterized. Lineage: Eukaryota; Metazoa; Mollusca; Bivalvia; Venerida; Veneridae. The transcript has a single exon. The record is from RefSeq and is a predicted model, not a curated record. The coding region runs from base 1 to 1788 and encodes 595 amino acids. Gene Ontology annotation, molecular function: zinc ion binding.